This is a messenger RNA of Doryrhamphus excisus (bluestripe pipefish), 1924 nucleotides long. Its product is annotated as matrix remodeling-associated protein 8-like. The record is from RefSeq and is a predicted model, not a curated record. Gene Ontology annotation, biological process: cell adhesion; cell differentiation. Gene Ontology annotation, cellular component: membrane; cell surface. NCBI's taxonomy places the organism in Eukaryota, Metazoa, Chordata, Actinopteri, Syngnathiformes, Syngnathidae.
UCUGUGCGUACGUCUCCCACUGCAAUUGGGUCUCCUUAAACACAAAGAUUUGACAAGCCAUGCUGGUGUUGCUGCUGGAUAAACAAGACCGUUUUUUGUUUCUUCUCUCACAGGGACGUUAUACAAACUGAAAUCUUUGUAGCACACAAAGAAACAUCAUGAAGACCGUCAUUUUUCAGGCUUUGCUCGUCAUCCACAUCUCCUUCAUCUGCUUCUUCACUGCAGCACGGGGCCAAUCAGACAGCAGCAGCAGCGUUGUGGUGGCCGCCUACAAUGUGAGCGCCCCCGCUGGCUCCAGCGUGACAUUGCAGUGUGUGAGCGGCCGCAUGGUGUGGACCAGAGACAGGCUGAGGGACAGACAAAGGGUGGUCCACUGGGAUGUGUACCGGGCUCAUAUGGACUACGGCAUGGAGAGAGUGUUGGACAUGUAUUCGGCAGGAGAACAGAGGAUCUACAACUCCUACAACCUGGAUCGAGUGGGGCUUAGCCGGAAGGCCUUCAGAGAUGGAAACUUCUCCCUGGUCAUCAAAGAUGUGACAAUGAACGACAGAGGUCUGUACUCUUGUAACCUCCACCAUCUCUACUGCCACCUAUACGAGACGGUCCGAGUGCAACUUAACGUCACUAAAUCCCGUCGCAAAGAGCAGCGCUACUGGGACGGCCACAAAGCCGUGUACGUGGUUCUGCUGGGGAGCACCGUGGUGCUGCCGUGCGUCAACAGGAGAAACAUUUGGACCGACUGGAGCAAUGAGGAGGAGGAUCAGCAGGUGGUACACUGGGACCGGCAGUCCCCGGGAAUCCACCACGAUCGUGCAGACCGCCUUGUGGACUUGUACGCUUCAGGUGAGCAGCGAAGCUAUGGACCCUCGUUUCUUCGGAAGAAGAUGAAUAUCAGCCAACAGGCUUUUGCAGAUGGAGACUUCUCACUCACCAUAUCCGAUCUGCAGGCCACAGACCAGGGGAUGUACUCAUGUCAUCUUCACCAUCAUUACUGUGGUUUACACGAAAGGAGACAGUUUCAGGUCACAGUGGACGCACCGCUGAUUCACACUAAAACAGAAAAAGCACUACCCAGUGCAGACAAAGAUGAAGGGAACAAAGCGGAUCCACCUCGGGUCAUCAACGUCGUCCUGCCUGACCAGAGACAUCACUUCUUGAUGCCACUGGGAUUUGUUCUCACCGCCUUCCUCCUCCUGGCAUUCAUUGUCCUCCUCAUCAUCCUGAUCACACGCAGAAGAAGAACCAUGGAGUUAUAUUCCGUGGCAUCCAUGAGGUCCAAUAGAAGUCGCAGCAGCUCGGAUGAGUUUGAGAUGGAAGUUUCCGGGGCGACGCCGCCUAUCAGGGAACAGGAUGAUCUAUUCGACUUUAAGAACAACCUGCUGAAAGAGGUCAACAUAAAUACUCCAUGCAAAGUCAUUGAUCUCGACAAAGAGAUGCAGAAAUGUUGCAAGUGAGAAAAGUAACAAUGAGGUCACUGGCUGGUCCAGAGGCUGAUCUACACAUCCAAGACUGCUGGGAGUUUCAGCAGAGGAGAGUCCACAGGGAUGUGUGUGUGUUGUGACAUCCUCACAGCUCCCACACCUUCAUGUUUCCCAAAAGGUACAGACAACUUAAUCCACGACACACGGCACCACAGUGCCACACAGUGGUUGAAUGAAAUUACUGUACUUUGAGAUGUUGACUUCAGUUAUAAGUGAUGCAAUGUUCUGCUCAUGAUCAUUAUCUGUCAAAGUUACAUAACACUUUUCUCUGAUUGCAUCUUAACUGACUGCACUAAAAUACCACUGAGGGGGCUAUUUUUUUUAGUGCAAAAUAUAGUUGUGUGUCAUUUACAGUAGAUGCACAGGCUUUUGUGUUCAAUUUUUUUUGUCGUGUUCAAUUUUUUUUUCAACAAGUAAUGAAAUAAAAUCAGACAUCAUAUUUC